AUGACUUACAAUCGGCUUCAUCGGGUGUUUUUGUAUAGUUUUGCCAUUUGCCUUUUUGUAACGUUUGUUACCAUCGCUGCAAAAGUGUUUCCCAUCGCCAAUUUACCCACAAGCACGAAUGUGAUCAUUAUAGGCACUUGUUUGGCUAAUUUGAUUUCCGUCGCGGCGUUGAUAGUUGGAAUUGUGCUGAAACGGCCGGCGCUGGUGAAAGCCGUUAAAAUAUUCAGCUAUGUACAGCUGGGUGCUAUUUUCGUCCUGAUAUGCCUGGCAGUGGUUCUGCUGUACAUUACCCGGGUGGAUGUCGAACACUAUAACGAGAAAGUACAGCAUGAGCUGUGAUUUCGUGCAUCGCGU
Messenger RNA from Sabethes cyaneus, 354 nucleotides. RefSeq lists its product as uncharacterized. The record is from RefSeq and is a predicted model, not a curated record. NCBI's taxonomy places the organism in Eukaryota, Metazoa, Arthropoda, Insecta, Diptera, Culicidae. The transcript is spliced from 3 exons. Bases 1 to 339 code for a protein of 112 amino acids.